Penicillium malachiteum is the source of this 1245-nucleotide messenger RNA. RefSeq lists its product as uncharacterized. The record is from RefSeq and is a predicted model, not a curated record. The transcript is spliced from 4 exons. The coding region runs from base 1 to 1245 and encodes 414 amino acids. NCBI's taxonomy places the organism in Eukaryota, Fungi, Ascomycota, Eurotiomycetes, Eurotiales, Aspergillaceae. Gene Ontology annotation, molecular function: O-methyltransferase activity.
AUGGGUGAAACUUCAACUUCUGUUGAGAUAAUCCUCAAAUCUAUCAACGACAUUAACUCAGAUUCUUUUGAAACCGAUGGUGAUCGAGUUAACGCACUUCUUGCUGCUUACGCUCUUGUAAGCCGCCUUGAAACACCAUGGGAAACAGUUGCAAGAAUAGUUUUGAAUGAGCCCCUUUUGGCUGCAAGCUUAAAGAUACUUGUGGAUCUUCAGCUAUUCGAACGAUGGCAGGAGAAGGGCGAUAUGGUGGAAAGCUGUGAUAAUCUAGCGGGGAUGGUCAACUGUGAUCCCUCAUUUCUUGGUCGCAUCCUCCGUCAUUUAGCCGCAAAUAAUCUACUGAAGGAGAUAUCAACAAACUUAUACAAACCGACAAAGCUGACCAACACUCUUCUUCUGUCAAAGCAUGGGGAGUGGAUCAACUGGAUGUUUGAUAAUGGACUGCCUGCUGUUGCUAAGAUGCCAGAGUUUCUUCAGAAAACAGACUACAAAAGUCCAACAGAUCCAGAAGAUGGCAUCUUCCAGUACGCCAAAGAAUACAAGGGGGACCUGUUCAAAUACUUUGCCGAUAAUCCCCGCGAUGGUGAAUGUUUCAACCAUUGCAUGGGCGGUGUUAUGGCUCAGCAAGUUAAUUGGUUGAAACUGAUACCUGUUGAGGAAUUCUUGAGUGGAGCCGACCCGGAACUACCACUUGUUGUGGAUAUUGGAGGGAGUUUGGGCCAUGAUCUUGACAAGUUCCGACUUGCAUAUCCAGACACAGCAUCCAAACUGUAUCUUCAAGAUCUACCUGAAGUGAUUGAAAGAUCUACAUGUCCAAAUCCAGUAAAUAAAAUGGCCCAUGAUUUCUUUCAGCCUCAGCCAGUGAAGAGUACGUACCCUUUUAAUCUCAAGAUCCUAUUCUUGUCUAUUGAUGGCUCUCUGAUUCAACUUAGAGAUGCACGGAUCUACUACAUCCAUGCCGUUCUCCAUGACUGGCCCAAUGAGCAUGCUCGCAAAAUCCUAGAGAUGUUGCACGAUGCUCUGAAACCAGGAUACAGCCAUCUUUUGAUCCAUGAUUAUGUUGUGCCUGAUCAAGGUGCACAUCGAAAAAUGACUUCAUAUGACCUGAGCCUAAUGGCAGCAGUUGCAGGGAAAGAAAGGACAAAAAGCGAGUUUUGUGAUCUGCUUUAUUCUGCUGGUUAUCGCCUCGUGCGUGUAUGGAGAUCCUCUCCGGCUUCGCAGGCUAUAAUACAAGCAGAGCUUGCGUAG